Molecule: messenger RNA, 2355 nt
Organism: Plasmodium vivax (malaria parasite P. vivax)
Lineage: Eukaryota; Apicomplexa; Aconoidasida; Haemosporida; Plasmodiidae
Exons: 1
Coding region: 1-2355 (784 amino acids)
Biological process (GO): intracellular protein transport; Golgi to plasma membrane protein transport; protein localization to organelle
Cellular component (GO): Golgi apparatus
Molecular function (GO): GTPase activity; GTP binding
Source: RefSeq, a predicted model, not a curated record
AUGCUCUCCCUAAUAAAGUCCGUCUUUUCCAACACGCAAGACGAGAAGGCGCUGAACGUGUUAAUAAUCGGCGAGUGCGAAUCGGGCAAAACGAGUCUCUUCAAUCUGAUCGGCAGUUUUCACAACAAAAGCAAAUAUGACAUGUUAAGCACGGUUAUCCCCACGGGGAAUAAAAACGGCAAUUGUGCCCUCGGAUUUAACACGAAGAAAAUUACCUUCAAUAAAAAGCCCUUAAAAAUAUAUGACUUGGAAGGCACGGCGACGAACACGAUAAAUAUUUACGAUUGUUAUUAUGAUGACGCGGACGUGAUAUUUUACGUGAUUGACGCUAAGGAUGAGAAGCACAUUUUUAAGGCGAUCCUUUACUUGUCUUGUUUAAGUUCGGAUGGGAGGCUGCCAGGUGGGAGGCUUCCUGGUGGGAGGUUGCCAGGUGAGAGGCUGCCAGGUGAGAAACUACCUGAUGAAAGCACCACCUGUAAACAGGGAAGGCAAUUCUUAAAACCUAUUUUCAUUCUAGGAAAUAAAUCCGAAGACACGUCAGCGUUUUUUUCCGCGCCCUGUAUAUCCAAUUAUAUAAACUCAAUAGACGUCUACAAAAAUGAAAAAUUCUGGCAGUUCCUUCUGUCGAGUGAAAACACCUUCUUGGAGCACUACCUGGGUGUGCUGCAUGAAAGGGUGCUGAGUUGCGCCUUCGAUGAUGGCGUUUUGGGGGAGCAAACAGAUCAAAAGAAGGCGAAAGGGGAGGGGAACCGGGAUGAUCAAAAUGGAGAGGCCACGAAAAAGAUGCGAUAUGAACCAAAGGAGGAAAAUUUCCAAUAUGCGCACCUUCCCGAACGAGCACAAAAAAAACCCCACAGCGACAUCGUGAAGGGCAUAAAGAGCGGGCGAAAGGGGGCCAUCACCGUAGACGACGUCGAGAAUGACCAACUGCUAGAAAUGUUAUUUAAAAAGGUCGUUAGCGAGAAUGUUAAUAAUUACAAACGUAUGCCCAUACAAGUCUAUAACAUUAGCGUGCUAAGAAAUAAAGGAGUGUAUGAAGUGAUGGAAAAAAUUUUUGAUGAAUAUUUUUUGAGCGGCAUGCAUACAAAUGGGGGUAACGCCUGUAAGAACACCCCCCCUGGGAAGACAGAAAGAAGGAGGAAAUACACAAACGAGCAUGUGCCUCUUAAUGGAAGAGGUGGAUCUGAUUAUCUUAUUCGAGAUGGUACAGGGGGGGCACGCACACAUUUGCCACACGUGUUUGGAGAAGGGGGUGGUCACUCGGGAAAGCCAAUUCUUCACCCCCAAAAUUGCAGAAUUCACAACGUAGACAUGACGCAACAGUUACACACAGUGCCAAACAGUGCUUACGUGAUGUACGAACGGAAUAGCACUUCGGUGAGUUUAUUCAUCGAGCAUAUACAGCACCUAUAUUUUGGGAAGAGCACUUUUGAUAAUGUGCCAAAGAAGCUUUUCUUCCUCCACCAGGGGAAUGCGAAAUGUAGAAAAAAAUAUAAAAUUAAAAAGAAGGACCAGCUGAGAGGGAGCGGAACUGCGGCGGGGCUGCAAAAGGGGGAAGCGGCAGAGCAGCUGAAAAAAAGUUACCAUGCUGAGGAGACGCAUGAUGGUGAAGAAGCGCCUGCUGAUGAAGUGACCUGCGAGUCUAAAGAAUCCUACGAUGCUAAAGAAACCUACGAGGCGAAGGAAACCCUGUGCGCAGACGGAACCCUCUCGCUUGAUAACCCCCCGCCAGUGGGCAAGGCAAUACCGGAGGAUAAAUCAGGCGAGGCGGAAAGGGAACACACGAAAGGUGAAGUCACAGCGAUGGGUGUAAAUGAUAUCUCGGGAGGAGGAGCAGCUAACGCGGAGGUUAAAAGGGAAGAGUUUGACCGCGAAACGGGUGAAGUUAGCCAAGUGGGCCUCGCCUCUGCGGCGUGGCCAACAUGUAGAGAAUACGUAGCGGCAGAGCUGACCAAAGGAGAGACGCACCCAAGUGGUCGUGAAUUCAUAGAAGACGAAUCAGAAAGUGAAGGGAAAAAAGCAAGGGAGCUUUUCCCAUCUGAUAAGGAAGAAAAUGGUCAGAGUUACGCAAACCUCGCCCACUACACGGACUAUUCGUCAAACGAGGAGACGUCAAAAUGUGGCAUCCCCCUUUGGGAAAAGAACCAUAUAAAUGGCCACACGGAAGAGGGUAAGAAUGUCAUACGCAAGGGAAAAGUUAACAAGAAGAAAUACUUCAUUGUGGAAAAAAAGAAAAAAAAGAAAUUUCUCCACAGCGGUAAAAAAAUAAAUGAUGCAGAGGAAACUUCGAGUAACUCCCUGGAAGACGUUAACCUGAUGAAUGUUAUGCGGAUAGAUUCGCUGAACAAAAUUUAG